Molecule: messenger RNA, 882 nt
Organism: Meloidogyne enterolobii
Lineage: Eukaryota; Metazoa; Nematoda; Chromadorea; Rhabditida; Meloidogynidae
Source: the annotation of a GenBank genome assembly
AUGUCUUUAAAAGAAGUUUUUUCAAGAAAAGUUUUUGUUGGAGGUCUACCUUUCGAUAUAACCGAAAAUGAUCUUCAAAAUACAUUCAUCCGGUUUUUUUUAAAUUUUAUUUUUCUACUUUAUCUAUUUAGUUAUGGAAAAUUUCUCAUCGAGUGGGACUCACGUUCUUCUGAUAAGAAAUAUCGUAAUUUUUGGAUAAAGCUUGUUCCAAAUUUUUUAUUAAUUUUAGGUGGUGGAAAUCAACUCACUAGAAAGGGCUAUGCUUUUCUUAUUUUUGACAAAGAAAUCUCAGUUCAACAUUUAAUAAAUGAUACAUUUCGUGAAGGGCUCCACUAUUAUUUGAAUAUUUCAACGGCUGGCUCACAUAAAAAAGUUCAAAUUCGUCCUUGGCAACUUAGUGAUUGUUCCUAUAUUGAAAAUCCGUCGGAACAAUUGAAUCCGCGAUACACGAUAUUUCUUGGUGCUCUGCCUCGACAUAUCAAAGCUGAUAUGCUUGCCACCAUUCUUAAGGAUCGUUUCGGCCCUGUCUGUUAUGCUGGAAUUGAUACUGAUCCAACGCUUAACUAUCCUCAAGGCGCCGCUCGUAUUACAUUUCGAAUGUACAAUUCUUAUGUGAAUGCAAUUAAAAAUCGGUACAUCACAAUUCCGAAUGAUGGAUGCACGAAGCGUUUAGAGAUCAAGCCUUACAUUAUGGAUGACCAGCAAUGCGAUAAUUGUCAUGGAAAGUUUUGUGCUCGAAUUCCAGCAACUCUUUUUUGUCCUGACAUUACAUGCCUUCAAUAUUAUUGCGAAAUUUGUUGGACUUUAAUGCACCAAACUACUAAUGAAAAUUCAUUUCUGCGCACAUUACAUAAACCUUUUGAUAAGCGAAUGAAUGUUUGA